ACAUUCAAUAACAUACCUACAUUAAUGUUAGGACAGGGUCCGUGUUUGAUUUCAACAGCACGCCUGUUUGUUUGCAGUCGACAGCUUUAAAACCAUCUGAACUAGAGAUAUUUUAGGCUUCUGUUAAAUGCAUUGAAAAAUUGUUCUUGUAUCAUGGAGUAAACAUCCAACAUGGCUUAAAAAUGAUCUUCGGUGAAUGAAUGUUUUUCAUGAAUGAAGUGUUUAUUCCUUAACUAAGCCUUUCUGUAGCUACUGUUUGUUUUGCCCUUUGAAGUUUUAUACUUUCCGUUUCACUUUUAGAACCAUUACUGAGGAAUUGAUGACUGCUAGUGGGUGGUGAUUAUCUGAUGAUGUUUUUUUGUUUUUUUUGUCUGACUGUGCUUUUUUCAACACAUCAUUUUAAAAGACUUGACAGCUGCAAUGAUGGCUUUUUCAACUGCUACUUAUGGUAAAGGAAACUUUGGAAAGGUGUAUAAAGUAACAUUUAGAAAUACCUGUGUGGCUCUUAAAAAGGUGCCCUGUACUGUUGCAACUAAAGAAGAAAUUCAGAAAGAGAAAAAUAUAUAUCGGUCAUUGAAUCAUUCCAAUGUGGUGAAGCUCCUGGCAGAUCCCUGGCUGGACUCUAUGAGCAUGUGGAAUAUCCCUUUGGAAUUCAUCUCUGGGAAAACUCUGGAAAAACUUAUGUUCAGCUCACAGUCAUACAUGGAGCUAACAAAGCCUGUCAUAAUCACCAUUAUCAAUGGCAUGUGUGAAGGCCUCGCUUACAUGCACAGCAAGAGUAUCGUCCAUCAGGACCUCAAGCCUGACAACAUCAUGGUGGAACACAACACUUAUCGGGCCGUCAUAAUUGACUUAGGACUCGCCAGAUUUCAAAGGAACGGGCUUUGCUUUGGCGCAGAAGGAGGCAAUUGGUGUUACUCUGCGCCGGAGAUUUUCCAAGGAAAAUACAGAGACCAGUACUCUGAUGUGUGGGCGAUGGGCAAAAUCAUAACAGAGCUCCUGAUCGUGCCCAGAGCGAGACUCCCUCCGACCAUCACCACUGUUCAUGUGAUCGCAGCCAUGAAUAUGAAUCCGUAUGCUUUCCCGGUCUCUAGAAUGGUAAACAAACUUGUUUUAUUCAGACCUACAAUGGCACAGAUUUUAGGACAGAUUGUUCAGGCAGGGAGAAGCUGGAUUUUGUAUACUUCUCUUUUUGGGAAUGUAGGAAUGUAGCUAUUUAAAAGAUUCUCUAGAAGCUUAGAUUUGGCAAGGAGUUUAUUACUGACUGACAAACUUCACUAACACGUUUGCUGUGUUCAUGUGCCAGUUAUGAACUCGAUGAAGUGUAAAUCUCAAGAUAGUAAAUGACUACAAUUACUAAAAAAAGAUGCAUUAAGAAACAUCUUUCAGGUUGUGCCGGGGAAAUGUAAUUCUAUGGCCAACAAUCAAAAGAGGGCAAAUGUUUUUUAAGUGUAUUUUUGGAUGUUGAGAAUAUAAUUUAGUUUUUCUUUAUUUUUUCAGAGAUUAUAUGUGAUGAUAUAGAUUUGGAUAUAUAAAUAGAUAUAUUUUUAUGUUAUAUAUUAUUUAAUUAUGAUCAGUGUCAGUUUAAUGGAAUAAAAACAGAGUUCGUUUGAAAUGUCAGAACAGUGGCCAACAGUUAUUUGUUGUUCAUUUUAAUGUGGUUGAUUAAUACAUUUAUUUUACAUGAAUAAAAUGCUCUUUGAUAUUUUCAGUGCUCUUUGUUGAUACACAUCUGUUGACAUACUAGAUGUUUCACUUUCAGAAACUAUCAUGCGAUGUUCCCUUAAGGAAAUGUUUCUGCUCAGAAGUUGUUUUUUCAUUCCUCAGAAGACUUCAUGGAGAUCUCAUACUUGUUUCAUUUAACUUUCUUUCAGAUGUUUCUCUU
Messenger RNA from Megalobrama amblycephala (Wuchang bream), 1885 nucleotides. RefSeq names its product inhibitor of nuclear factor kappa-B kinase subunit alpha-like. Lineage: Eukaryota; Metazoa; Chordata; Actinopteri; Cypriniformes; Xenocyprididae. The record is from RefSeq and is a predicted model, not a curated record. Gene Ontology annotation, molecular function: protein serine/threonine kinase activity; ATP binding. Gene Ontology annotation, biological process: protein phosphorylation; mitotic DNA damage checkpoint signaling. Bases 421 to 1212 code for a protein of 263 amino acids. The transcript has 5 exons. Gene Ontology annotation, cellular component: nucleus.